Molecule: messenger RNA, 2026 nt
Organism: Zingiber officinale
Lineage: Eukaryota; Viridiplantae; Streptophyta; Magnoliopsida; Zingiberales; Zingiberaceae
Exons: 12
Coding region: 361-1485 (374 amino acids)
Source: RefSeq, a predicted model, not a curated record
GUGACAGAGGGCGUUGGGUGGGGAAAGGGGAGAGGGAGUUCCAGAUCGCUGAUUCCUCGAGGAAGAAGAGGAAGAAGAGAAGAAAAGAGAACAGAGGAGGAGAAGAGGCAUUACCCAUGCACGCAUCCACUUCCAUGUCCUCUUCAAGACGCCAGCUGCCGCUUUACUGACUUCGUUGCGAUCUCGCUUGCCAUAUAUCGGAAAGUGAGUAGCUUUGUUUCUUCCCUCCUCUUGCGUUUUCAUUGGAGCAAGGAGGAGCACCAGGGAGGCCGAGAGGAGGGCAGGAGAGGCUUGAAUCCUUAGUUAGGGUUUGAUUGUGGAGACUGACAGCUAGACGAGCCUUGUUCUUGAAUUAUUUUUAUGAGAUGGUGGCUUUUUGAUUCUUCCAGUUCGAACUCCAGUGUGCGCGCUUCGUUCUCUGGCGUUCAACUUAUUUAUUGUUUAAUGAUAAGUGCGAUGAGGAUGGCUGCGAAUCACAGCGUCAGUUUUCCUUACGGCGUUUUCCCGCAGUCCUUUUGCAAUCAGCACGUCGUUUCUUUUCAACCAGGGGCUGUAAACAGUGCAUCCGGACCAGUCUCAGGUGACGUGGACGUUUUAGGUGCAGUUGAUGGAACAACUGGGUUGAUGAAGAUAGGGAACUCUAGCAUGUUGAACACUAUUUCUUCCGUGAUGUCGACUAGUAAUUCUCCUGGAACUGUCCUUGAUCCGACACAGGGUCUUCAGCUUCGUGCAAAAUUUUCUGUGACUUGGUCCUUUGAAGAGCUGCAAGUACUGAAGCAAAGCAUCAUCAGAUAUGCUAGUGAACCUAAUAUCAUGAAGUAUGUCAAGAUAGCAGCUAGGCUCCCUGAGAAGACUGUGAGGGAUGUUGCAAUGAGGUGCCGAUGGAUGACUAAGAAAGAGAUUGGUAAACGGCGUAAACCUGAGGAUUGUUUGCUUGGGAAGAAGACAAAAGACAGGAAGGACAAGUUGAUCAACUCAUCCUCAGUGGCUUUUCUGCACCAAAACCCAUCAGAGAAUGUGACUGCCUAUUCUUCUAUGUGGCAUGACGGGAACAACAAUACCCCAUUUUUAUGCGGAGGCACCUGUUUGAUUGAUAGCAGAACUGGUCAGCUUCUGGAUGAAAAUGUAAAAAUUCUUCAACAGAUUGCUGUUAAUCUCGAUUACAAUGAGAUACAAAAGAAUAUCGAUUUGUUUUGUUGCUCAAAACUGAACAUAACUACCAUCUUGAAUAGCUGGACGACUCCUGUUUUCCACAGCAUGAGCGGAAUGACUGGUAUUAUGAGUCAGAUGCCUCCACUACCCAUUGAUAUCAAUGACAAUCUUAUGUCUAUAUUACAUUGUACUGCUCAUUCUUUUGGCCCUAAUAUAUUGGACGAGCGAGGAUUGGAGGAUGCCCUCACCCAAAUGGUGUAUUUGCUUUCAUGUAUCCCCUUGCUCCACGACAAGAUGCCACUCUUGAUAUGUGAACUAGGCAGAGUUAAGUAAAAUCAGGUUGGUUUACAGUCGAGAUCAUUUUUUUUUCCCUGUCGCAAAGGUUUCUUCGCCGUCAAGACAUUUUUUGGAGUUAUGAUGGAAUCAAAAGAUCAAUGUAAUUUGUAUUUGCAGAGACAAAAUGGCUGGGAACUAUCGACAGCGGCUUAAAGGAAGAGCCAAUGAGCUGGUAACCUGUGCGCAAUUUUCUAAUAUCAAAUGCAAGAUAGCUGGUUGAAGUAGUCUCCUGAGUGUACAUGCUCGCCAACGAGAAUAAAGAUUGCACGGUGGAGUCCUUGGUUUAUCAAGAGCUAGGCAAUAGGAACCUCUAUAUUGUCACCUACAGAUAGUCAGUGUUGUGCAAAUCAGAGCUUGUAUGUACUUUGUCAAUACACGACGGUAGGUUACUUAAGUUUUCAUCUCCGAAAGGUCAGUAUUUUGUAUAAGUAUCAUUAUUUAUGGAGGAUAUUCUGCCUAGUUGUAUCGAUCCAAGUGUAUAGAAAUGAUAUUUAUUGCUAGAUAAUAAAGUUUUGCUCUGUGGGUUUCAGUUUUGCUA